AUGUUCGUCUUCAACAAGCCGUGGAAGAAGCAAGCAAUGCUCAUCAACGCUGUGUCGCUGCUCUCCGUUGUCUUUCUUCUGCUGCUGAUUGAACAAGUCAACACUGAGGGAAUCAACAUCAAGCUCGACAUGGAGGGGGAUGAUGUUCCCACGGCUUCGGAGGGAGAGAAGGAUGCUUUGUUGACUACUGACCCUCCGACUACGACCACUGAGGAUACAACCACCAAAGCCGCAACCAGCGCAACUCUGAAGAAGGAAGCGCCGCGGAGGGGAAUGUUUGCCAACGCCAUGAAUGGAUUCGAAAAUCUGGCUCGACGCCGCAGCUACGAAGACCUCACUCCGAAAGAACGAAAAGAAAUGAAGGAGGCUGCACCGUUUGUGAUUGUCUUCUUCGUAAUCAUAAUCUGUUGUUGCUGUGCUUGUAUUGUCGGCGUUGUCGCUUUAACCAUCAAGGCAGUAUCAAAGAAGGAAACAAGACCAAAGGAAGUCGGCAACAAAGAAUAUGUUUGUGAGGGAUAA
Molecule: messenger RNA, 519 nt
Organism: Meloidogyne enterolobii
Lineage: Eukaryota; Metazoa; Nematoda; Chromadorea; Rhabditida; Meloidogynidae
Source: the annotation of a GenBank genome assembly